Messenger RNA from Hydra vulgaris (swiftwater hydra), 1491 nucleotides. RefSeq lists its product as uncharacterized. NCBI's taxonomy places the organism in Eukaryota, Metazoa, Cnidaria, Hydrozoa, Anthoathecata, Hydridae. The record is from RefSeq and is a predicted model, not a curated record.
CUAGUUAUGUGUUCGUUGUGUCAUGGUUUUUAUUCGAAAUCUUAUUACUCUCGUCAUAUGAAUGUAUGUGGAAAAGAUUCUUCUCAUUCAAAAUGUGCAGUACCGGUUGAAAUCCUUACUGAUAAAUCACAAGAAGGAUUAAGUCAAAAUUUCAAAACUGAUAUUUUGCAAGUGAUUAGAGACGAUCCUAUUGGCAUUACUGUGAAGAGUGAUCGAACAAUUUUGAUGAUUGGGUCACUACUUUACGAGAAAGUGAGAAGAAAACUUAGCAAAAAAAGUGAAGUUCAAAAUUCUGUUCGAAAUGAUAUGAGACGAUUAGGCCAUCUAUACUCACAUUUUAAAAACUAUGAAGUAAAACCAAUUUAUUGCAAUGCAGCCGAUAUGUUUCUUCGACAAAAUUUUAGUUCUUUGAAGCUUGCAAUUGAAGUAUAUACAGAUACGUAUUCUGAAAAUCAAAAAUCAGGGUUAAAAGCUGCCUUAUAUUAUUUAAUUUCUAGCAGUGCAAAAAAAUGUGUCGGAAGCUUUUUGGCUCAAGAUAAUGACGAUUCAGCUAAAUCAAUCUCUGAUUUUUUAGUUCUUCUGCAACUUCGUAAAGAAGAGAUAUUUGGAGAUGCAACUUAUGAUUUGAAUGAACGCAGAAACAUUAGUUUAAAGAAACCAUCAAAAUUACCAAUUGAAUCAGAUAUUCAAAUGAUACGUGAUUACUCCAUUUCUGUCAUGAAAAAGUACAAAGAGGAUAACUUUGUCCUAUGGGAUCUUCACGCCUACGUUGAACUGCGUGAUGCUGCAUGUACAAGGCUUGUUCUAUUUAAUGGUAGACGAGGCGGCGAGCCUGCCCGUCUUUUGUUACGCGAGUGGUUUGAAGCAGCAAAGGAUGCAUGGCUAGAUGAACAACGUGCUGAAGAUUUAACAGAGAUAAAUGAAACAAACAUGAAAAUAACUUACCAAAGUGGAAAAGGUUCAAAUCAUCUUGUCCCUGUUUUAAUUCCCGAAGAUACUGUCCGUGCUAUGGAAAUUUUAUCCGAUCCAAUUGUUAGAAGUAAUGUUGGAGUUCUGGAAUCAAAUGUUUACGUAUUUCCUAGUUGUCAAAGUUCAGAAAAGCAUUGUUCAGGCUGGCAUAGUUUAACUAACGUUUGUGAUAAAUUGCCUAUAAUAAACAAGUCUAGAUUAACUGGUACAACAAAUAGACAUAGAUUAAGUACACUUAUGGCUGCAAUAAAUCUUAGUGAUUUAGAAAAAAGUUUAGUUUUUAAACAUUUUGGUCAUAGCAAAAAUAUAAAUGAAAAUAUUUAUCAAGCACCAGCUGCCCACCAACAAAUUUUGUCUACAGGAAAACACUUGUUGGCUAUCGAUGCAGGAAGCGGACCCAAGGAGCACAAACGUAUGAAAACCAGUUCAAGUUUGAUUCAAACAGUAGAUCCUAAUGGAUGUGAACCUGAAAAUGGAGGCAAACUUGAAAGUAAGACAACUGAUCUUUUACAUGAAAAACCU